Molecule: messenger RNA, 1032 nt
Organism: Perca fluviatilis (European perch)
Lineage: Eukaryota; Metazoa; Chordata; Actinopteri; Perciformes; Percidae
Exons: 2
Coding region: 30-863 (277 amino acids)
Source: RefSeq, a predicted model, not a curated record
UUUUAGCAGAAUCAAAUCUUCCGACGAACAUGGAGAGCUUUCGAGCAGCCCUGAAGCAAUUUGCUAGCCAUGUCUCUAAAGCAGCCUGUAUCUAUGGCACAGCCAUUGGGCUUUUCUCCUACCAUGUCCUGCUUAACAAGGACAUGGCUUGCACUUGCAAAGAACAACUGGGAGCCUGCUGGUUAUACAUGACUUCACCAGCAUGUUUACUAUUUGUCUUAAUACUCUGGAUUGACAAACCCUUUCAGAGAUCCAUCAAGUACAAGCUGUAUAAUUGUGACCGUAAAUUUAUAAGGGUAUUAUCGAUUCGAAUUCUCAAGGCAGCUAUGGUCAGUACGUUGUGGUGUAUAGCCGUUCUCAUCGAUGGAGACUGGUUUGUUUGCUGUUACAAUGAUCACACCGAACAACAAGCACAGUUGGCCUGCAAAGACAAGACUGCAAAGACAGCUGAGGAUCAAGCACUCAUCGCUGAGCUGAAGAACAAGUCAAGGGAAAUCGGCUUGCCUCUUCUCUGUAUCACCUUGGUGGCUUCCUGCAUGUCAGCAGUACCGUUGGACCUCUGCACUGCCAACGCUGACAAGCUUAAGGAUAUUAUUUUGGAAGAAUGUGAAAACCUAGCGACGAAGAAGCUGAGAGAAAAUGCAAAUGUUAAGCUGACUGAAAAACUCAACGCCUGUUUUACUGGUAAUGACUGGGUAAAAUGUUUUGAUUUUGACGAGAUUACUAAAGAGAUAAUAUCCGCCCCGAAUAACACACCAGCAGAUGCCUCUACUCCAGAACCAGCCGAACCUUCAUCUCCAGGACAAUCAACCGAAUCCACACCUUCAAUCCCUAUGAAGCAAAUUAAUCAGGCCGAUAGUUAAACUGUUUAAACGUGAUUUUAAUCACUUCAACAACAGUAUUUUUUUCAUUGCUAUGAAACCUAAACCUGUACUCUAUAGAGCUCAACAGUCCCGCCCACAGCCGACUCCGGAAGUAAAAAUCCCAUUAAUUUUCUCCAUAAGGAUUUAGAUUAUCUACCAUAAUAUCUAA